AUGGGGGAUGACUAUGAAUCACUGGGGGUAACUCUUCACUUAAACAAUAUUGCCCUACAUAUAAUCAAACUAUAUGUGCCACAGAGUAAACUUCACCUUGACACACUACAUGAAUUUGUUAAUGAAGAACCUACCCUGCUGGUCGGUGACCUUAUUGCCAGGCACCCACAGUUUGGUGCCAACUGUCAUCACCCUAAUGUCAAUGGAUGGAAACUUACUCUUUCUGAAGCCAACCAACAGACUGUACCACCUGUUAAAGGUUCUCAGAAUGUACCUGCUGAAGUAAUUCAACAGACUGAGAUAUGCCUGCCAGCUAAAGCCAUUCAACAGACUGUACAACCUAUUGAAGAGUCCGAGGGACCUGUACCAACUGCAGCAACAACAGUCCAAGAUGUGCAGAUUUCAGUAGAUAUCAUGUCGGAUAUAACCAGUCAGCUUGAAGUUUUUGAUGAAACCAAAGACGAAUGUGUUGUUGCAGGCAUGAAUUCAGACAAAACUGCAGAAAACAGUGAAUUAUUAAGGAAGAAUAAUGGUGGUUCUGUAGAUACUGGAAAGGAAAGGAAAAUGGAUUAUACACAUUCAGACUCUGCAAAAGUUAGCAGAACAUUAAAAAUGAACAUAGCAAGCAACAGACCAAAAAGUGAGAGUGGAAGUGACAGAAAAAUAUUGAAAAAUCGACAUCAAAGCAGCAUUGACAGCCAAACCGAUGAUAGCAGCACAUCAUACAGCAAAAAUCAAUGUACAUGUGCCCCUGAAGUUUUUGAUACCUGUGAGUUAAAUAAUAAAUAUCACAAGAGCAAUACAAAUAGAAAAUCAGUUAGUAAACACAGACAUGACUCUGACAAGAAGAAUAAGAGUAAUUACCAAAGUAUAAGCAGUGAUGAGAAUGACAAAAGCAGUUCAACUGAAGAAGCAACAGGGCUGGCUCCCAUCAGUAGCAGCCACAGUAACCCAGUACCCAGUGGUAGUGGUCGUCCACACGAGCGACUUACUAGCCCAGUACCCAGUGGUAGUGGUCGUACACAUGAGCAACUUAAGAGCUCAGUACCCAGUGGUAGUGGUCGUACACAUGAUCAACUUACGAGCUCAGUAACCAGUGGUAGUGGUCAUCCACAUGAGCGACUUACUAGCCUAGUACCCAGUGGUAGUGGUCAUCCACAUGAGCGACUUACUAGCCUAGUACCCAGUGGUAGUGGUCAUCCACAUGAGCGACUUACUAGCCCAGUACCCAGUGGUAGUGGUCGUCCACACGAGCGACUUACUAGCCCAGUACCCAGUGGUAGUGGUCGUCCACACGAGCGACUUACUAGCCCAGUACCCAGUGGUAGUGGUCGUCCACACGAGCGACUUACUAGCCCAGUACCCAGUGGCAGUGGUCGUCCACACGAGCCACUUACUAGCCCAGUACCCAGUGGCAGUGGUCGUCCACAUGAGAGACUUACUAGCCCAGUACCCAGUGGUAGUGGUCGUCCACACGAGCGACUUACUAGCCCAGUACCCAGUGGUAGUGGUCGUCCACACGAGCGACUUACUAGCCCAGUACCCUGUGGUAGUGGUCGUCUACACGAGCCACUUACUAGCCCAGUACCCAGUGGUAGUGGUCGUCCACACGAGCCACUUACUAGCCCAGUACCCAGUGGUAGUGGUCGUCCACAUGAGCGACUUACUAGCCCAGUACCCAGUGGUAGUGGUCGUCCACACGAGAGACUUACUAGCCCAGUACCCAGUGGUAGUGGUCGUCCACAUGAGCGACUUACUAGCCCAGUACCCAGUGGUAGUGGUCGUCCACAUGAGCCACUUACUAGCCCAGUACCCAGUGGCAGUGGUCGUCCACACGAGAGACUUACUAGCCCAGUACCCAGUGGCAGUGGUCGUCCACACGAGCGACUUACUAGCCCAGUACCCAGUGGUAGUGGUCGUCCAUACGAGCGACUUACUAGCCCAGUACCCAGUGGUAGUGGUCGUCCACACGAGCCACUUACGAGCUCACAACCUAUGACCAAAGAUGACUCUGGGUUUGGGCUUCAGGAUAUUACUAGUACCCAAAACAAUAAUAUGAAAUUGUAA
Procambarus clarkii (red swamp crayfish) is the source of this 2067-nucleotide messenger RNA. Lineage: Eukaryota; Metazoa; Arthropoda; Malacostraca; Decapoda; Cambaridae. The record is from RefSeq and is a predicted model, not a curated record.